ACUAGUAUUUAUGAGUCUAUCGCAUUAGGAAUAACGGAAUGAUAAAAAGGGUAUUUUUCCAAAAUAUCAUGCUAUAGGCUGAAAAAUAUGACCACUUCCAAUCUAAAUUAAUUUUGGUUCUGCUGUUUCAUAAGUAGGCUCUUUAUUGUCGUGAUGAGAAUAGCCCGUUUAUGGGAUUUUAAUAUUUGAACUGCCGGCAGCAGACUAUGCUAAAAGUUGAGUGCAGCUAUGCUCUGUAAUUCAAGGUAUUGCAAUCUUCUCAAUCAUGCAAUUUGGAUUUCGCUUCUUAGCUUAUAUUAUGAUGCCUAUGAGAUUUGUUACAGUUGGCAUACUUAAGAUUGUAGACCCGUAAAUUGUGAUUUUAUUUGAUGUAUCUAAAUGAGUGAUAAUUUGGGUCUCUCGUCUCACUGCUCAAAUUAAAUCUUCAUUUGUGGUUCCUGAAAUUGGAUAGUUUUCACAUGCCUUCUGUUUUGCAAGUGGAUGCAUAAGGUAUGCCCUGUUCACACAUUCCAGAUUCAUGAAUCCAAAUAUUAUUUUCUUGAUGUUCCUUCAGGUUAUAUGUUCAGCUGGUGAGUGUUGUCAUGCCUGUGCUGCAAUCUCUUUUUGCUUAUGGUUUUUUGGUAACAACAGUUGAUUUAUUUUCUUGCAUCCUUUUAUGCUUGUUUCCGGCUUUUGUAAGGAUUGAUAUAUAUUUUUUAUGGCAUACUCUUGACAAUAUGCAUAGAUUUUUUUGUCCCCUUUAUGCAGGAGUUCUUCGUUAUCCCUCUCCUUACGCAUCAAUGAUUCGACCAUCAUUUCCUCCACGGCCAUUGAUUGGUGUUAUGCCACUAUUGGCACGUCCUCCGGGUGUUGGAGUUCGUGGCCCAAUCAUUCCUCCUGUUGCUAUGCCAACUGCUAUCCCAGGUGUUGUGCCAGCAGAGAAGCCUCAGACAACUGUUUACGUUGGAAAGAUAUCAUCGACGGUGGAAAAUGAUUUCAUGCUGCCUCUCCUGCAGCUCUGCGGGCCUGUGAAGAAUUGGAAACGUCCUCAAGAUCCCACUGGAACUUUAAAAGGCUUUGGGUUUUGUGAAUUUGAGAAUGCUGAAGGAGUUCUCCGUGCACUGAGACUACUUAAUAAACUGAGUGUCGAUGGACAAGAAUUGAUGUUAAAUGUUAAUCAAGCAACUAGAGAAUAUCUUGAACGUUAUGUAGAAAAGAAAAGUGAAAGUUUGAAGAGCAUUAAAGAAUCAGAAACUGAAGGUGCUGAGAAAGAAACAGUUAGUGCAUCAGAUGCUGAGACGGACGAUAUAUUCAAGUCCUCUGAAGAAUCUCCGAAGCCUUCCUCAGAUGAACAUAAAAGAGACGAGAAUGAAAUGAAUAAGGAAAAACCUGAUGCUGCUAGUUUUGGUCUUGUAACUGAUGAAGACAGGAAAGCAGACCGUGAGGCUCUUGACAAGCUAGCAGGCAUGAUAGAGGAACGGUUGAAGAGCAAGCCACUGCCACCUCCACCACCACCCCCACAAAGACCUGUUGAUGGUCCUGGGAACUCAAACUCAGAACAGCCUUCUGAGUCACGGGAUCGGGAAUCAGAAGAAGAUCUUGCAAAGAAUGACUCAGAAGAGAAAAAUGAAGAUGAGAAGACUGCUGAAAGCAAACCUUCAAGUCAGCAUGACAGGACUGAAACAAAUUCGCCUGAUAGGAGUAGAAGGCAUGAUAGAAACAAAGACCGUGAAACGAAUCGAGAAAAGGAAAGGGAACUUGAAAAAUACGAGCGAGAACGGGAGCAAGAACGAGCUAAGAGGGAGAAGGACAGAGAACACAGGAGUCGAGAGGAUGAACGCAGGUUUAAGGCACACGAAAAAGAGUGGGAAGCUAGGGAGAAAGAGAGAGAGCAUUGGCAGAAGAGAGAGCGAGAAAGAGAGAAAGAGAGGGCUCAGGAAAGGAAGUGGGAAAUUAUGGACCAAGAGCGUGAUGGUGAUGAUGGGUACGGAAAAAAGAGGAAAUACAAGACCAGCGAUGAAGAUAGGAGAAGGAGACAAAGGGAGAAGGAAGAGGACCAGGCCGAUAGAUUAAGAGAGGAAGAAGAGAUUGCAGAAGCUAAGAUGAGGGCCAAGGAAGAACAGAAGAAACAGCUUGAGGCUCUGAAAAUUAUAGCCGAUCAACCAGCUAAUGGACAUGAGAAAGCUAUUUUGCUGAAUGAAACUAAUACUGUUAACCAGGUUAACGUUGAUAUGUUUGACCAUGAACCAAGUCAUGAGACAUAUGAAGCAGGUGAAGGGGUUUCACAGAAUGGCAUCAGUGACGAGUUUGUCGUAUCAUCUAAUUCUGCUUCAGAUGCGCAGCAAAAUAGCAAUUUGCCAGCUAGAAAGUUGGGUUUUGGUCUUUCAGGGUCUGGAAAACGAACUGCAGUCCCUUCUGUUUUCAAGGAGGAUGAGGAUGAAGAUGCACACAAGGAAAAAAAGAUGAGGCCUCUAGUUCCAAUUGAUUACACUGAGGAACAGCAAGUAGUUCAAUCUUCUACGUCGGAAGAUCCAUCUGCAAACAUGGUUGCUGCAGCAGAAUUUGUGAAGCGUAUUUCAACUGCGAAUCCUAAAGAAGAGAAGUCUGAUGUAGAAAAAGAAAAAAACAGGCGUUCUCAUGAGAGAUCGAGUCAUCGAGACCGAAAUAGACAUGAAGAAGACACUACUAGAACCCGCGAGGAGAGUCGAAAGGACAAUUUUGAGAGAGAGAGGUCAAAUAGAACGAAGACACCAGAAAAACCGAAGCUCUUGAAUGCUAAGCAGUUGAUCGACACAAUUCCAAAGUCCAAAGAUGAGUUGUUUUCUUACGAGAUAAAUUGGGUGGUUUAUGAUCAGAAUGCAUUGCACGAGAGAAUGAGACCGUGGGUAUCAAAAAAGAUUACAGAAUUUCUGGGAGAGGAAGAGGUUUCACUUGUGGACUACAUUGUGACUAGCAUUCAGGACCAUGUUGAUGCAGGCGAGAUGCUCGAGAGGCUCCAAAGCAUAUUGGACGACGAAGCUGAGAUGUUUGUGCUGAAGAUGUGGAGAAUGCUCAUAUUCGAGAUCAAGAAAGUGGAGAACGGCAUACUGAAAAGUAAAUAAUUUUUGUUGCUGUUGAGGUAGUUUAUAUUUCCGAAGCACACCAGCCCCCUUUUCCUUUCUUUGUUUUAAAGAUGGAAUCGUUUGCAACCAAUCAUAAUUUUACUAUUUUCAAUCUAUUAGCUCUUAGAUGCAGUUUCAUAAUCAGUGUGUAGAAUCAUGUUGUAAUCAUCCUAUUUCAUGCAAGAACAAUAGAAGAAUUCUUCUUUCUUUUCUCUUCUUUUCUUCUUGGAGAAGUUGCAAUACAUUGAAGGAAAAUGGUGCCACACCUUUGUCUUGGUUAACAGAUAUUUUCAGAUUUUAAUGAAACGUAAACUGAACUUCUCUUU
Erythranthe guttata (spotted monkey flower) is the source of this 3406-nucleotide messenger RNA. Its product is annotated as splicing factor PWI domain-containing protein / RNA recognition motif (RRM)-containing protein. Lineage: Eukaryota; Viridiplantae; Streptophyta; Magnoliopsida; Lamiales; Phrymaceae. The record is from RefSeq and is a predicted model, not a curated record. Gene Ontology annotation, molecular function: RNA binding.